CCAAGGCGUGGACCGUACCUUUCGGCGAUUAGCUGACGUCUUCUAUUGGCGCAAUAUGCGGCGGGAUGUUCGUCAAUUCAUCGCGGCAUGCACCGUCUGUCAAGUCACCUCCUCUUCGGGCCCAGUUGCUACUCGAAUUUCACAGCACCCCUCUCUCGGGUCACCAAGGCGUGGACCGUACCUUUCGGCGAUUGGCUGACGUCGUCUAUUGGCGCAAUAUGCGGCGGGAUGUUCGUCAAUUCAUUGCGGCAUGCACCGUCUGUCAAGUCACCAAGUACUCAACUCAGAAGCCUGGGGGCCUGCUCCAGCCGUUGCCCGUCCCAGACCGGGUUUGGGAAUCCGCCUCGAUGGAUUUUAUUACGGGUUUACCUCCCUCCCGCGGCCUCACUGUCAUCAUGGUUGUCGUCGAUCGGUUGUCCAAAUAUGCCCAUUUCGGGGCACUCAGCACGGGUUCCAACACGCUGGUCCUUGUUCCUCGCCUGGCAGAAUUGGCAUUGAACUGCUCACAUCACGACGCUAUCGGGAUGUCUCCCUUUCAGGCUCUGUACGGCCGUCCUCCGCCUUCACUGUUCCCGACUCUAUCCGUCCGUGCACGCACCCCAUCAGUGGAAGAAUUAUUGAAUGAUAGGGCUGCCAUGCUGGGUGAUUUGAAGCUACAGUUACACAAGAUGCAGCAGCGCAUGAGGGAUAGGGCGAACCAACACCGGCGGGAGGUCUCGUUUGCUGUCGGUGACCUUGUUUUACUCAAGCUCCAGCCGUACCGACAACAUUCGGUGGCACGGCCGAGAUCCCUCAAAAUGUCUCGCCGAUAUUAUGGUCCGUUUGAGGUCAUGGAACACAUUGGGGAAGUUGCGUACCGCUUGCGGCUGCCAGAGGGGUGUCAGAUUCACGACGUCUUCCAUGUUUCCUUGCUCAAGCCAUUUCGCCUUGGGGAGGACAAGCUGCCACCGCAAUCCCUUCCGUUGGAGUUCCUUGGAGGUCGCCCAGUUGCUCGACCGGCGGCAGUUUUGGCGCAGCGCAAGGUAUUGGUGGACGGGUCACCACAAGAUCAAUGGCUCAUACGAUGGACAGAUGGUUCGUUUGAUGACGAUACGUGGGAGCCCGUGGUGGAGCUCCAGCGCCAUUUCCCGGAUCUUCGGCUUGAGGACAAGCCGGUUCUUAACCCCUGGGGAAUUGAUACGGACACAAACCCGAGGCCACAUGACGAAGGAACAAUUGCAACGAGGCGUUCGAAGAGGAGCGUGGGACCCCCACGCAGAUAUCAUGAUUAUGUUUAAUUAUUUUUAAUAUUUAUUUUGUACUUAGAUUUUUUUAGGUGGACGAAUUAUAAGUCCUUUCGAGGGUUUUUUUUCGGUUCUUUACCUCGAUGCUUUUUCUUGAACCGACAGGUUAGAUAACUAGUUUAAUUAGGUUUGGGGGAACUUCUCUAUUUAAGGAGGUGAUUUACUCUCCUUAAUGAUCAUCAUAAUACAACAUCCCUUUAACCCCUACGU
This is a messenger RNA of Cuscuta campestris, 1493 nucleotides long. The record is from the annotation of a GenBank genome assembly. Lineage: Eukaryota; Viridiplantae; Streptophyta; Magnoliopsida; Solanales; Convolvulaceae.